Molecule: messenger RNA, 4343 nt
Organism: Annulohypoxylon truncatum
Lineage: Eukaryota; Fungi; Ascomycota; Sordariomycetes; Xylariales; Hypoxylaceae
Exons: 6
Coding region: 302-3850 (1182 amino acids)
Biological process (GO): signal transduction; protein phosphorylation; fungal-type cell wall biogenesis
Molecular function (GO): ATP binding; diacylglycerol-dependent serine/threonine kinase activity
Source: RefSeq, a predicted model, not a curated record
UACUGUUAUCUGUCUGACCGUCGCGAGCUAACGUUUCUUGUUAGAGGGAUGUUAUGCGUCGAGUUGAGUUGGAGUGAGAGCAGUUAAUAAUCAGUAGUUGUUAAGAGUUGUUUUUGUUGUGAGAUCUGGAGCUGUUCUACUACUCUACUCUUUCUCUCUAGCUUUAUCUUGGGUCGCUCCGCAUUUCUUGUGUCCUUUCUUCUCCUCCACACAAUAACACGCAAUACCACACAAUAACACACAACAAAAAGUCUCACCACCGUCGGUCCCGCGCGUGACGACGCGCAACCCAUCGUCCAUCAUGAACGACGAAGAUGCCAUGGCCAACAUCUAUAAAAAGAUCGAGCGCGAAAAGGCUCUGAUCAAUGCUGCCAAUUCCAUGCGACAGCAGACUAACAACGAUGAUGUCAGAUCCCGCCUCGACAGUCAAAUGCGGGAGGGCCGUCGGAACCUCCAAUUCUUCGAAGAAAAGCUUCGCGACUUACAGAUGAAGCGUAUUGGACAGGGUGUCGAUAACAUGAGUAUUGGUUCCAGCUCUACUGCCACCGGUUCGGGACGUCCUCCUAGUGGUGAUGUGCGAAGCGAUGGUCAAGGGCCACCUAUGCCUCCCCCAAAGGAUGCCGGCGACUGGUCAGGCGGCGAUAGGACAUCCUAUGGCUCGUUGCCAUAUAGUCAGAUAGGUGGCCACGGAGAUUUAAUGCCGCCACGACAUCCAUUUCCCCCUCCAGGCCCGACCUCUUCCAUUCCAAAACCGAGACCGAACUUUACCAAGUUAGAUCUUAUAAAAUAUGACACACCGUACCUCGGUCCCCGAAUCCAACUCAUGCUCUCCCAGAUCCAGUUCAAGCUUAAUGUUGAGGAGCAAUAUCUCAAGGGAAUAGAAAAGAUGGUGCAGCUCUACGGCAUGGAGGGUGAUCGCAAGAGCAAAGCGGACGCCGCCGCUAGGAAGGUUGAGAGCAAACAGAAGAUUCAUCUCUUGAAACAGGCACUCAAGAGAUAUGAAGAGCUCCACAUAGACGAUUUGGAUUCGGCCGACUCUCCUGAUGAUGACAGUAUUAAUAUGCCGAACUUGCGCAAACCACUAACCGGACAGCUUUCGAUUCGCGUCGUUCAGGUAAGGGACGUCGAUCAUGCUAGUACUGGGCGGUUCUCGCGGGGUCCGGAAACCUUCGUGGCCGUGAAGGUUGAGGAUAACGUUGUCGCACGAACGAGGGUGUCACGGAACGAUCGAUGGGAAGCCGAAUACCACAACAUCGAGGUAGAUAAGGCGAACGAGAUCGAACUCACAGUAUACGAUAAGCCGGGCGAGCAUGCUUUGCCCAUAGCUAUGCUAUGGGUACGAAUAUCAGAUAUCGUGGAAGAGAUGCGACGAAAGAGGAUUGAGGCCGAGGUUAAUAAUUCUGGCUGGGUGUCCGCCGAUAGGAUGGGAGGACCGGGUGCACCUCCGCCUCAGUUCCCCAUGGAUCCCGCACAGUCGCAACUUGGUGGCGCCGGUCCUGCGUCCCCGACUUCCGCGGGCCCGGCUCAACAGCCAUUCGCUCCCCAAGCCGUGCCGCAAGUUACAUCGCAACCGAUCGACGCGUGGUUUAACUUGGAGCCUACCGGUGCCAUCCACCUCUCCCUUAACUUCAUAAAGCAGAACAAGGACCGCAGACCCGUGGAUCUGGGAUUGGGGCGAAAGGGCGCUAUCCGUCAGCGCAAGGAGGAAGUUCACGAGAUGUACGGACACAAGUUCGUGCAGCACCAAUUCUACAACAUCAUGCGUUGCGCUCUCUGCGGCGAUUUUCUCAAGUAUUCCGCGGGAAUGCAGUGCGAAGACUGCAAGUACACCUGCCAUACGAAAUGUUAUUCGAGCGUGGUCACGAAGUGUAUUAGUAAAAGCAACGCCGAAACCGAUCCGGACGAAGAGAAGAUCAACCAUCGCAUCCCUCACAGGUUUUCGCCGUUUUCAAACGUUACCGCAAACUGGUGCUGUCACUGUGGUUACAUUCUGCCCUUCGGCAAGAAGAACUGCAGAAAGUGUACUGAAUGUGGACUUACCGCACACGCGCAAUGCGUUCACCUUGUUCCGGACUUUUGCGGUAUGAGCAUGGCUGUUGCUAACCAAAUCUUGGAAGGCAUCAGGACACAAAAACAACGACAACAAAAGGCCACUUCUUUGAGUGAAAAGACUCUAAGACAAGGCAAGAUGAGUCCUACGAGUACAUCAUCUCCCAUGUCACCUUACGGCUCCCAGGGAGGACCUUCAUACCAGCCUAGUAUCGCUUCUCAAGAGGCGACCGAUGCUGCCAAGGCUAUGUAUGCUAGUCAGACAUCACCCUCGAGACCAAUCCAUCCAGACCGCACUUCAUCCGGUUCGAGCGCCGCCGCCGCCGCCGCUGCUACGGCCGCAAUGAGCGGCACUAUAGCCUCUCAAUCGAGUCGCCCGGGACAGAUUUCCGAUUAUUCUUCUGGCAGAGUAGGUUAUGGAGGUUUGGAUGCUCAAGAGGAUCCAUACGCUGCAAGCCAGGCAUACAAUAUGCCUACACAACCUAAGUACAACCCAGCAGCAUAUGCAAAUGUUGCCAACUAUCCUCCUAGUCAGCCCCAAAUACCGCAGCAGCAACCGCAGCAACGUCCGAUCCAAACCCAAUCACCCGGACCCCAGUUACAGCAGCAGAUGUAUCCUCCUAUUGCACCUGUGGCUAAGCCACAGCCGUUACAAGAGACUCCUUCGCUAACGACCGGCUCGACACUACCUCCCCCUUCGAGAAAACCCCUGCCUUCUGCGACGGAUCCCGGCACAGGCCAGCGUAUUGGUUUGGACCACUUCAAUUUCUUAGCAGUCCUUGGAAAGGGUAACUUUGGUAAAGUUAUGUUGGCCGAAACGAAGAAGUCCCGCCGUCUUUAUGCCAUAAAAGUGCUAAAGAAGGAGUUCAUCAUCGAAAACGACGAAGUGGAGAGUAUCCGAUCCGAGAAGAGGGUGUUCUUGAUCGCGAACAGGGAACGACAUCCAUUCUUGACUAAUCUACACGCGUGUUUCCAAACGGAGACGAGGGUGUACUUUGUCAUGGAGUACAUUAGCGGUGGCGAUCUGAUGUUGCACAUCCAGCGUGGUCAAUUUGGCACCAAACGUGCCCAGUUUUACGCUUCCGAAGUCUGUUUGGCUUUGAAGUACUUCCACGAGAACGGUGUUAUUUAUCGUGAUCUCAAACUUGACAACAUUCUACUCACCCUCGACGGUCACAUCAAGAUUGCAGAUUACGGUCUGUGCAAAGAAGACAUGUGGUACGGUUCGACCACUAGUACCUUCUGUGGUACACCAGAAUUCAUGGCCCCCGAGAUCUUAUUAGAUAAGAAAUAUGGGAGAGCAGUUGAUUGGUGGGCUUUUGGAGUUCUGAUCUACCAGAUGCUUUUACAGCAGUCUCCCUUCCGAGGUGAAGAUGAAGAUGAAAUCUACGACGCUAUUCUCGCGGAUGAGCCGCUUUAUCCAAUCCACAUGCCUAGGGAGUCGGUUUCGAUUCUGCAGAAGCUUCUUACAAGAGAUCCUGACCAACGUCUGGGAAGCGGGCCUACCGAUGCUCAGGAGGUCAUGAGUCAGCCAUUCUUUAGGAAUAUCGUAUGGGACGACAUUUACCACAAGAGGGUUGCGCCUCCAUUCAUGCCCACCAUCAAGAACGCAACGGAUACUAGCAACUUUGAUUCUGAAUUUACUAGCGUCACACCAGUGCUAACGCCGGUGCAAUCAGGUAAGGACGCCUUCAUCUGCGUACAAUAUGGACAUCUCGAAUAUGCUAACAUAAUUACAGUGCUGUCCCAAUCAAUGCAAGAAGAGUUCCGCGGAUUCUCGUACACGGCGGAUUUUGAUUAGUUGCCGAGAGCCGAAGUGUCUAAGAAUUCAUCUUCAUCGGAGAGUGACAACAAGAGAACCAAGAGAUGAAUGGAGAUUUUCAAUCGUUCUGUUGUUAAGCUAUAGGAACCGCGUACGGAGGCGAGGUGUUCUGCUAGUUUGAGGCGCAUUGAACAAAAAAAAAGAGAACUGUUGCAGGGCUCGAUGUCACCGAAAAUACUAACGGGUCUUCGGGCCACGGGACACAUUACACAGAGGCGUUUCGCGUGAAUUGUCAUUCGCUGGGCGAAUCUUUCCAAAAAGGCAAGCGGACAAAACCGUUGAGCACGUUUUACUAGAAUUCGUCGAGGAGCAGCAUAACCAGAUGCUAUCGCGCAGUUUACCCCGGCAUAUAAUAGCUUGCCCCCCUGUUAAUUAGACCAGUUGAUAAUGCAACCAUCACCCUUCUUUUCCACGUUAGACGUACCAUAUACCAUGUACCGUACGACAAGUCACAUAAGUGAGUCGGUAUAAG